Folsomia candida is the source of this 3216-nucleotide messenger RNA. Its product is annotated as GTP-binding protein Di-Ras2-like. The transcript has 6 exons. Gene Ontology annotation, molecular function: GTP binding; GTPase activity. Lineage: Eukaryota; Metazoa; Arthropoda; Collembola; Entomobryomorpha; Isotomidae. Bases 1418 to 2302 code for a protein of 294 amino acids. The record is from RefSeq and is a predicted model, not a curated record.
UCGACUUUCCCUCAGUCCGCUAACACCCGCAGCAGCAGUGCAACCAUUGUGCUCCCAAAAGAGGAUCCCACACAAUCACCGACUCCGCGACGCAGUGGAGCCGUAUCAUCGCCACGAACUGUUAAUCACUUAAUUUGAACAGGACUCCUUGUUACACGGAAGAAAUACACAGAGAAAUAUUUACCAACUCACAGACGGGUCAAUUUCGAAAGUUUCCAGCAAUUUAUUUAUUCCUCGUUGUAGUUGAGACUUGGAGGCGAGCUUUUUAUUGAGUCCAACAAGCAGCACUAGCAGUGUUCAGUGCUUAUCGGGUGUACAGUACACGCAGUGGAGGAGACUCACCUGUGUGGCAGAAAAUUUUACAACCCUUCUCCGCCCAGGAUUACGUGAAAACAGACGCAUCCGUCCAGCCUUUCCUGCAAAUUAAUUUCACCCGAUGGAGAUUCGGUGCUGCGACAGGCAAGCUAGCCCAUGAGAUUAAGGUGAAGGAUUUAUCCGACGUUGGUGGCCGAACAACAAGUAUUUAUGCCUUGCCUUGCCCACGCUCGACAGAGUGCUUUACUUUCUCUGCCACGACACGGCUUUCAACUGUUGACACAUGUCACGAAAUAGUGACAACCCGUCCGACUUUUUGAAAUCUCCAUAAAUCAUCCUUCCAUUUUAGGACACAUUUCAAUGUUUUUCGCCCUUGAAUUGUAUUUGAUCUGGUCUGCUUCUCAUUUCUCACAGGAGCGUAGAACUGUAAAAACUGUAAAAAAUCGAUGAACGAGCUGAAAUCAAUCUGCAAUCAUUUGGUUUUCUCCGAUGAGUCCUUGCUAAUAAUGACCCAUUGUUAUAUACCCAUACGUAUACUUUAUUGUGUUAAAGAUGCCAUUUAUUAUCAUUAUUCUCAUUUCCACAAUCUCAAUCGGUUGAAUCCGCAUUGAAUUUGAUUCCAAUGGAUCUGGGUCUUGAAUAUGAGACGUUAAUUUAUAUGCAAGAAAAGAGUAUUGAAAUGCUUGAUUAACGAUCUUGAUCAAACUCCGUGAUCAAUUGAUCAUGCAUGAGAUUUUGCACCGUUCAGGACGUAUACGUCAAUUCAUCGAUGAGAAAUUAGCAGGAAAUGUUUACGAAUAAAAAAAUACAAGGAGGAAAAUUUUUAUUAUAGUUAUACAAUUUUUUCAUGUGGUUAAUGAAUACGAGGUGAGCUAACCAGAUGAAAAUUGAGCGUCAGCAAAAACUAUUGAUCUAAUUCUAGGUAGAAAGAGGAUGACAGAUAUCAGAUAUUUAUUAGUUUAAAAAAUGUAAGAAUAAAUGUGUUAACACAAAAUGUGUCUCAUUGUGCUUUGGCAGGAUUUGCAAAGGAAUUUGUGCAUUGAAGGAUACGCAAGAUAAAUAAGAUUUCUAGUCUUAAGUCUUCGCCAUUCUGUGGACAGCAAUGAUGGGAGAUUACGAGCGAAUACGACUUGUGACCUUGGGGGGACCUGCCGUCGGAAAAAGUGCUAUUGUCAAACGCUUCCUUUUCAACACAUUUUCAGAAAAAUACAAGCCGACAGUGGAGGACUUGUACAACCAAGAGUAUGACUUUGGAUCAGUCACCUUGAAAGUGGACAUCCUGGACACUGCUGGAGACCUUCAGUUUCCUGCCAUGCGAAGACUGUCCAUUGCUACAGCUCAUGCCUUCCUAAUCACCUACUCCGUGGACAACAGAGCGACGUUCGAGCUGGUGAAAGGAUUAUUUGAGGAGAUUCGUGAACAAAGGGCAGAUUUUGAAGAUAUUCCCAUCGUCGUAACUGGAAACAAGAUUGACGUGGGACUACUCAACCGUAACGUCCAGCACGAUGAAGUUUGCGACUGGCUCGAAUGCUCGUGGCCAUCCCUCAAAGUGAAAGUCGUUGACUGCUCAGCGAAGGAGGACAUCAACAUCCGCGACGUGUUUCGAAGCUUUCUCCCACUCUCCAAGCUGGCCGUUGAGACGGAGGAGAAUGUGAGCGGCUUGAAGAGAAGGUCCAGCGCGUCCAGUGCUCAUGCCAAAUCGCCAGUAGCUCCUCGAUCCCCUGGACCAGCUUCUGCAAGUAAUACGUUUUUUGGGUCGUCCUCAUCUCCACCUCAGUCCGCCACACCUCCGUCGAGCAACAGCCGUGGAGGGACGCCCACGAAAAACCCGGCGAGUCCAUCGUACCAGCAAUUUCUAACGGAAGAAUGCGCACUGUCCAAUCGACAGAAGCCAAGAAGUCGAAGCUUAAUGAGGAGGUCAAGCAAAAAAGUGAAGCAACAAGUUCGCGACGUUUCGGGUGGACCAGGAGAUUGUCAAAUGUCAUAGUUCCAGUUUGACCUCGAAUUCGGCUCGUAUACUAGAAUUAAAUAUAUAUGUUCUGUAAACAAGAGCCAGGAAAUUGUAUUGGACUGUUUAAGAAUUACUUAUUUACACAGGUUCACACAAUAUCAAUCAGUCAGGGAAGGUCACCUAGCUCGACAUUCGGGAAAUUGAACUAGUGGUAGCACGUAGUCACUCACAAUUCACAAUGGGUCGUGAAAUAAAUAAAAACUUGAAGCAUGUUUAACACAUAGAAUUCACUUGUGGUGUGGACAAUAGAUUAUGGAAGGAAACUGUUUCUGGAUUAUCAAUAUAUUUUCACUGGUCUCUCUCUCUGCUGGGCGGUUUGGUGUGGUGAACUUAUAAAGUACAUGUCAAUAUUUUAAUAUAUGUAUUAUUUAUAUGUAUAAAAUGCAGAUUAUGGUAAAAACACGACUCAUUACUUACAUGAAAUAUAUUGCAUAAAAUAUAUUAGUCACGUUGGAUAUCUUACUAUCUAAGAAAACCGUUCUUACACUUAUUUACUUGCUGUCAAAACCAUCUUAACAAUUUAAAAAUAAAUUGCACACUCUAUUUGCUUGCUAAUUUAUCUUAUUCAUAUAAUAAAUAGUUUGCAUAAGUGUAUUUAAUCCCUAAUGUGUGUACACUUUAUAUAUUCGCAUGCAAAUUAUUCUACUUCAAAACACUUAAGGCGCAGCUGGAAUGUAGGGACCUAACAAAUAAAAUUUGUAUGUAUAUACAAAGCGCAGCUUAUUAAAGUAAAUGUUAACAAUAAGACCUGAUCGAGACAUGAGGAUCAAUUGUCAAUUGGCAUCUUUUACCAUUUGUUAAUUAUACAUUUUAUUACUAAAUAAAUGCGUAGCUCAUGUAAAAGGUGUCUAAAUUAAUGUGUUGAAAAUAAAUUAAGGUGUUGGUCAUAA